AUGAAAAAUAAUUAGGAUUUCAUUUAAAUGAUGCUAGAUCUUAAUCUUAGCAAAGAAUAUAUAAAAAGUAUAAAAGGAGACUUAAAUAGAAACUAAUCUAUUAAUAAUAAAUUGAAUAUUCAAAAAUUAAGUAAAUUUUAUAAGACUCUAAAUAAUGCUGAUGUAUUAUAAUUGUAUAAUUAGUUAUUAAGUUAUUGCACCAAUAAAUUCAGUUGUAUACACAAAGCAGUUAGAGAUGAAUUAAGAAAUAGAUUUAAUACACCCUUAACUUAAUUUUGGCCAAUUUUAGCAAAUAUUAUUUAAAAUAAAGAAGCUAAUCCAAAAUAUUAUACAGAUUUACUAAAAAUUUAAGAAUUUCCGAAAUAUUUUAAUGAUACUAUUUAAAAAGAUGUAGUUCGUACUUCUAGUAAUUAAGAAAUGCAAUAAAAGUUAACUAAUGUUUUAACAGCCUAUGUUAUUAGGAAUGCUUAAAUUGGAUAUUGUUAAGGAUUUAAUUAUAUUGCACAUUAUUUAUUAUUAAAUUAAAGAUACUCAGAAGAAGUAAAUAAUUCAAUUUUAUUUAAGGAUACAUUUUGGUUUCUAUGUCAUUUAUUCGAGACUCUCUUACCAUAAAAUUAUUAUAAUCAUUUAUUUGGUGUUUUAAGUGAUGAUGAAAUAAUUAGAUAGAUUCUAUAAAAAGAAAAACCUCAUUUAAUGGAACAUUUUAAAAACUUAUCAGUAGAAACAAGUUUAUUCACAAUUUAAUGGUUAGUUUGUUGUUUUACAUUUCACAAUAAAUUAACAGAUACUAUUUUUGAUCUUCUUUUAGUUGAAGGUUCGAAAGCAUAAAUUAAAUCUACAUUAGCUUAUAUCAAUCUAUUAGAAGAUUCAUUAUUAUAAGCAAAUGAUAUUGGCUGUCUUAUAAUGACUAUUGAACAUUUUAUUUCAACAUUUUAAGAUAGAUAAAUAUUCAUUGAAGAAUACCAAAAAAUUUAUGUUAAUAAUAAAAUAUUAUAAAAUAUUAGAUAAGAUAUAUCUAAUUAAGUAGUAUCUACAGUUUAAUCAAGUGAUACAAAAAGAGUGACAUCUCUUAAUGGAUUUCUUGAAGAUUUACGAAAAUAAAAAUGUUAAUUGAAUCUUCCUAUAUGUAUAUAUGAAUUGGAAACUUGGAGUAGAAAUAAGAAACAUAUGGAUAAUCUGGUUUUUAGAGUUGGAUAAUUAAAUCAAAUAAAUAAUGAAAAUAAGAGAUAAUCAUUGAAAAAUCCUGAUAGAAUCAAUAAUCAACUUAUGGUAAGAUAAAAUCAUAUUUGUGAUAAAGAUGAUAGUUAUUUGAUUAGAAAACUAUAACAUAAAGAUAAUUAUGAAAUCUAAUUAAUUGACAUUAACAAAAGAAUAUAACAAACUCAAAUUGUUAAUUCACCUAGAGGUCGUAGUCCAUUUAAAGAUUUUUUAUUAACUCCAAUUAAGGCUUUGAAUAAUGCAUAAGAUUUAGGAUUAAAAUUAAGAAUGAAUCCAACAAUCUACAAAAUAGAUAGUCUUUAACUAUCUUCAAGUACUUUUGCUUUACCUGUAAAUGUAAGGAAAAGAACUUAAGGAUGGAAAACACAAAGAGCUAGAUCUCCAGAAUAAACUAAGAUUUUAUUAAGAAAAAUGAAUGUUUAUGGAUCACCUAAAAGAAAACUUGAAAUGAAUAUUUCGAAUAAUUUUAUAAAUCAAUCUACAGACAUUUCAUAAUAGUAUCCUACUACAUUAAGAGAAUGUAAAUCAAUUAAAUUUAUAGCUCAACUUUCCAGAAAUACCAAUUUAAUAAAUAUUGACUUUUAUCCAGAUUAAUAAUGA
Molecule: messenger RNA, 1818 nt
Organism: Paramecium pentaurelia
Lineage: Eukaryota; Ciliophora; Oligohymenophorea; Peniculida; Parameciidae
Source: the annotation of a GenBank genome assembly